UUAAGAAAGAAAUCUUGUGAAGAGUGAGAGAUUCAAUGGGAAAUUACAAGUUCAAAAUUUCAGAUAUGAUCCCAAAUGCAUGGCUGCACAAGCUCAAAGACAUGACUAAGCAGUCUAAACCCAAACACAAACCUUCUUCUUGUUCCUCAAACACUUGUAAUAAGAAGAAACCCUCCUCAGAUUCUCCUCUUCUUCAUCACUCUUCAACCUUUCGUUUUUCCAACAGCUUAGUACCAAACAGUCCUCACCGUAACUCACCAAGAAACUCUCUUUACACAAAAAGGAUGAGUAAGAGAAAGACACUUUACAAGCCAUCUCUUAAACCAAUCACUCCUCCUUUUGCAUCUCUAGGUUCCACUCAGAGCUUGUUUCCAGCUCUUGAAAGCUCCCCUGAGUAUUUUUUAUUUAGUUUCUACGGAAAGGAGGAUGGUGAAUCCGUUGAUCCUUCCAACUUCAAGAUCGACAGGAAGGAUAAGGCUUUCACCAAGUACAAGGUCAAAGCGUCUCAUUCCACAGAGAAAACUUGUCCCGCAAGUAACCUAAUCAAGAGACCGAUAAGAGGCCAUCUUUCUGUGAAGAUUAAUAAAGAGAAAGAAUAUGAUGAAUGCAGAGCAGAGAAGAGAUACCAAAAUCAAGUUUCCAGUGGAAGAAAAUCGUCUUCAGGAAUAAACCUCAGAAGAGUAACUUCACCAAGAAUUCAACUCUCAGGUACGCGUAGAAGCACGUCGAGAUCAGAGAGCAAACAAGUUGUUCUUGAGAGUUUUGCAGUGGUGAAACGUUCCGUUGAUCCAAAGAAAGAUUUCAGAGAAUCGAUGGUGGAGAUGAUAGAAGAGAACAACAUAAGAGAUUCAAAAGACUUGGAGGAUCUUCUUGCUUGUUACCUUUCCUUGAAUCCAAAGGAGUAUCAUGAUCUUAUCAUCCACGUUUUUGAGCAAAUCUGGCGUCAAUUUGCAAAAACAAAGUAAAAACCCCUCCUCUUAAUAUCAUGUAAGUUAGCGUUUAGUAUUAGUAUCAUUCUGUCUUGUAAAAAUUCUAGUUGUUGUUGAUGUUCAUUAAGAGGUUAGAUGGAACUGUGGAGAUUUUCUUUACUUCUUUCUAAUUA
This is a messenger RNA of Brassica oleracea var. oleracea, 1102 nucleotides long. RefSeq names its product transcription repressor OFP2-like. The transcript has a single exon. Gene Ontology annotation, molecular function: DNA binding. The record is from RefSeq and is a predicted model, not a curated record. Lineage: Eukaryota; Viridiplantae; Streptophyta; Magnoliopsida; Brassicales; Brassicaceae. Gene Ontology annotation, biological process: negative regulation of DNA-templated transcription. The coding region runs from base 36 to 965 and encodes 309 amino acids.